Molecule: messenger RNA, 1573 nt
Organism: Trachymyrmex cornetzi
Lineage: Eukaryota; Metazoa; Arthropoda; Insecta; Hymenoptera; Formicidae
Product: porphobilinogen deaminase-like protein l(3)02640
Exons: 6
Coding region: 388-1464 (358 amino acids)
Biological process (GO): heme biosynthetic process
Cellular component (GO): cytoplasm
Molecular function (GO): hydroxymethylbilane synthase activity
Source: RefSeq, a predicted model, not a curated record
CGUCAAUCGCAGUCAGUCGCAUUGCGUUCGUUAUGGCGGUAGUUUAAGUUUUACCGUCGCCGUUCUUCCAAAACUUUCUUAAUCAAUUUCACAUUCUGCUGCAGUGCCAGUGACUGUGAAAGAAUUCAGCCUACGCACAUUAACCCCAUAAUUUCGUCUUUUUUCCUCGCACAUCUCGUUCGUAGAAACGCAAGAAGUCGUAAGAUCAAGCGCAGUUCCUAGUUUGUAGUGAAAGUGUUCACAUUCCUUGACCCAAUUGGAGUAUCUCUCAGAUUUUCACGUCCCUUCUUCCAUCGUUAUUUCUCGAACUUGAUGUCUUGUACCUAUCAACACCUAAUACAUUCCAUAGUUUAACGCUCGACUAUACCUGGUGUACAGAACGUAAUAAUGAACGACGAUAAAAAAUGUGAUGUAAUCCGAGUUGGGUCUCGGAAAAGCGAGUUGGCCUUGAUACAAACUAAACACGUAAUACAAUGUUUGAAAGAAAUUCACCCCAAAAAAGAAUUUAAAAUAGUAACGAUGAAUACUAAAGGGGAUAAGAUUUUGGACAAGUCUUUACCAAAGAUCGGGGAGAAGUCCCUAUUUACCGAGGAGUUGGAACUAGCUUUAGAAAAUGGUAGCGUUGAUUUCGUUGUGCAUUCAUUGAAAGAUUUGUCAACAACACUGCCGACAGGAAUGGCUCUAGGGGCAAUAUUAAAACGUGAGGAUCCACGCGACGCAGUGGUCAUGUCGAAGAAAUUCAAAGAUAAAACAUUAACUACAUUGCCGAAAGAUAGUGUAAUAGGUACUAGCUCUUUACGUAGAUCCGCUCAAUUAUCACGGAACAUGCCGCACUUAAAGGUAGAGAACAUUCGCGGUAACUUAAACACUAGAUUAAAAAAAUUAAACGAUGAAAAUGGUCCCUACGCCGCGAUCAUAUUAGCUGCUGCUGGUUUAAAACGGAUGGGCUGGGAAGACAAGAUAAGUCAGUUUUUAGAACCCGAGGAAGCCCUUUAUGCUAUCGGUCAGGGUGCAUUGGGUGUUGAAUGUCGAGAGUCAGAUUGGAAAAUACGUUCAAUUUUGGAACCAUUGUUUGAUUUAGAAACCACAUUGACAUGCGUGUGCGAGCGUUCAUUUCUAAAAACCCUUGGUGGCGGAUGUUCCGCACCAGUCGCAGUAUCUUCAUCUUUGAAGAAGACCGAGUUAAUGAUUACCGGUGCUGUAUGGUCUCUAGAUGGUCAAACUCUGAUUACAGAUACUUCUAAAAGCAAGUUGUAUUUACCCAACGACGAUGGUGAGCCCCCUCGGAAAUGUCCAUAUCAGGAACCCCGCCUUUAUUGCAGCGUUAUUCCUAGUUAUAAAAUAAGUAGUAUAAGUCUUCUUGGUGCAGAACUCCUUGGUAAAGAUUUGGCCAAAAGUCUUAUAAAGAAAAAUGCUCUCGAUGUAAUGUCACAAGCCAGAAAUGAAAUUUUAGAUUCAAAAUAAUUGUGUCAAAUAUGAUCCUGGUUGAAAAUGUAUAGAGGAUGUGUAUUAAUGUAAAAUAACAAUUAAUUAUUAAUAAGUUCCCAAUCUUAACGUCUUACCACUGUAAAUC